This is a messenger RNA of Colletotrichum gloeosporioides, 1461 nucleotides long. RefSeq lists its product as uncharacterized. Bases 1 to 1461 code for a protein of 486 amino acids. Gene Ontology annotation, biological process: regulation of DNA-templated transcription. The record is from RefSeq and is a predicted model, not a curated record. Lineage: Eukaryota; Fungi; Ascomycota; Sordariomycetes; Glomerellales; Glomerellaceae. Gene Ontology annotation, molecular function: DNA-binding transcription factor activity, RNA polymerase II-specific; zinc ion binding. The transcript has 6 exons.
AUGAGCUCCUUCGAGCGGGUUGCCUCUUUCAUCAACAUUUCUGGACUGGACGAAGUUGAUUCUGCGCCGCGACGUGUAGCCAGGGUUCCAUCUACGUGGACUGAGCAUAACCUUCCCACAAUGGUCGGAGUUGCAGGGAGAUCCAAGUGUUGUCGGACAUGCCGGCAGCGGAAGAAGGGUUGUGAUCUCCAACAGCCAAUCUGUGGCAACUGCUCAAGGCUUAACAUCACAUGCGAAUAUGACCGAAGACAGGUUUUCAUCAACGUAACGGGGCCGGGGAAGGCUCGUCCAACAGCCAAGCCGUCUUAUACCGACGUUGUGCUUCCACAUUCGCUGGCUCGCUCUGCGUACGAGGACAAGUACAUCAGCCUCCUGUGGGAUGCCUGGUCCCCAUGUGGAAUUCCUUCCGCCGAAAUAUCUGCCAAUUACCCUGUCUACAGCUGGGUCUCUUCAGCUAGGGACCUAUACCAGGGCGACGAUGGGCUGCGACGAACCUUGAUUGCCAUGUCCCUGAGCACUCUAGGACAGAAGGAUGGCCAGGCAUAUUCAACCGCGAAAGGGUUCCAGACAUGGAAGUCUGAUGCCGUCAUGGUUGCGUCGCAGGGUCUUGGACUCUUUGAGCUUUUGUACGGAACACAGGAGCGCGUCCAGGCCGAGGGAUCUCAGGUGAAAAGCUGGCAUAACCACAACUUGGGAGAGCUAGCUCUCAUCCGACAAAGAGGCCCCAAGUCGUUUAUCGAAGGCCAUGCACACCAUAUCUUCUCGGGAGUGAGAAUGCACCUCGCUAUAGCUGGGUGCAUGAGCAGGAAGAGAAGCUUUCUCAGCGAUACGGCAUGGAAGACGAUCCCGUGGACCAUAAUUCCAAAGACCCCAAAGGACGUCAUACUAGAUAUUCUCACCGACGUCCCAGCUUUACUCGAGGAAGUCGACGCCUUGAAAAGCAAUCCAAGCGACUACAAUUGUCAGCGCUUUGUGAAGACAUAUCAGCGUCUGGACCGAGAGAUUGUAUGGUGGCUCGAAAACCUCAGCCCGCCUACCGACAUCCUCCAAGAUUUACACGAGCGGAACUACAGAAACCCUACAGCCGACGAACUCGCCGUUGCCCACGUCAUGACGUGCUUCUGGACGGUCUGUAUUCUAGUCUACAGCUCACUUCACGCAGUGCUGAGCAGCACCUUCAACCUACCAGGUAUCGAGGUGAUGGAGCUGUCAGAGCGGAUAAACCCGCGGCCAUAUUGUCUCUUGAUUGCCGACGCCGUUGAGGCCUUCUUCCAACCCGAAGCUGGGACCUUUGGAAUGCACGCUGCCCCGUUCCCAAUCGGCAUGGCCAUCAAGUAUCUCAUGCUUACCGAGGGCUUCUCCUCCAAAGACUGCAUGAGACUCAUAAGAUACUUCAGCGGGCAAAGCGGCGGUGCUGCUAUGGGUAGUUUCUUGGCAAACACACUCUUUGUAUGGAACUAG